UCUCCUGUCUUGCUCAAAUGUCUGAGAUUACAACAUAUAUAACCAUUUCACAUAGUAAGAUGGUGAAAUCUUCGCCUAUAUUCAUUAUAAGUUACUAAUGUUCUUAACUGUUGUAGAAUUAUGUUUACAAAGUACUGAAUAACCAAUAGGAGAUGUAUAAAUAUUUUAGAAGAUUAAGUUAGACAUGAUUUGCUAAAUCCAUCAUAAUAUGGGCGCUUUUGAAAACUUGGGUUUCUAUUAGGAAUAUAUUCAAGAGAAGAUAAAUAGGUAUGAAAAGGGAAGGAGAUGAGAAUAAAACUAAAGAAAGGAUUAUAUAGUUGUAUCAUCUCAAACUCUGUUGUAGACAGGUCCUGUGCUGGUUUGGUUCAUUAUUUUCCUACUAUCCCCCUCCCAAAAGAAACAAUAGAUGCAAAGGUGGAAGAGAGAGGUCAGAGGAUCUAGUCCCUCCUGUCCUCAUUUUAGUUCCAGAUCUCAGACAGUAGAUGUAGCCCUCCAGGCGUAUAACUUCUGCCCUCCUCCAGUUACACACAUCUGCUUCUGGCCCCUCUAAUGCUAUGGACCCCAAGAAUGUCCUACUCUUACCUCGUCCUGCUCACUCAGGCUCCAGCAAAUCAUCAGAAUUAUCAUUUAAGUUGUUUGUUCCUAGUUUACGGCUCUACUGGUUUCUGCUCCACGUAAGCUGGUCUUAGCUGCAAUUCUUUUUAUUCCUUUGCGUAAAAUGCAUAAAAUGAUCUCUGCUUCCAGGUCCUUCUAAUAUUUGGUUUUGGACUCCAGUUCUUAACACAGAGCUCCUAAGACACUAAGGGUCUCUUGGGUGAUAGAAGUAACUUUUGUUCUAAUGAGGUGUUGCUGGUGGGCUCCAGGAUCAACACUGGCCACCAGAAAAACCAAGCCAUGAUUGAAAGCUUGGUACUUCCACCCCAUCCUCAUUCUCCAGAAGUGGGAGAAGCAUUGUAAAUUGAGCUGAGAGUCAAUCAUGCUUAUCUGAUGAAACCUCCAAAAAAUUCCAAAAGUACUGGGUUCAGAGAGUGACAAAGCUGGUAAACACAUCAAUGUGCUAGGAAGGUGGUGGGUGCAUCCCAGCUCCAGGGUGACUGGGGCUCUAUGCUUGGAACCCUUCCAGACCUUAUCAUAUGUAUGUCUUCAUUUAGCUGUUCAUCUGAAUCCUUUAUCAUAUUGUUUAUAUUAGGAACAAGUCAACAUAAGUAAGGGUUCCCUUGAGGUGGUAACUGUUCCCUUGAGGAAGUAAGCUGUUCUAACAAAUUGUCAAACCCAAAGAUGAGGUCAUGGGAGCCCCACUUAUAGCUGGAAGGUCAGAAGUAAAAGAGAUGACAUGGGGCUUCGUGAUUGGCACCUGAAGCUGGGUCAGUGUUAUGAGACAGGGCGAGUAACUGGUGGGAUCUGAUGCUAACUCCAGACAGAUAGUGUCAGAACUAAACCAAUUGUAGGACACCGAGAUGGUUUUGGAGAAUUGUUUGGUAUGGGGGGAAAAAAAACCACCACAUUUGGUGGCCAGAAGUAUGAGAACAAAGGAAAACACAAAGGACAAAAACAGUUUUUCCCAGACAUUUGGUGUCAAUGAAGUGGAAUUUGCUAGAACAUUUCUGGCUCAUGGAAACACAUGGUUUGGGAACAGAAAGAAUGGAGGGCUGGGAUGCUGAGAUGAGGCGCUCUUGGUCCCUGGAUGGCUACCUAGUCCCUCAUAGUAUAAAAAUGCAGCUGCUCUUUGAUCAGUUACUAAGAGUAAAACUUGCCAGUGGAAUUAGAGAUGAGAGUAGACCCAGCUCCUGAGGAGUGGCUCUUUGGAUAUGUAAGGAAAUGCAAAAUAAUAAGCAUGCUAAAUGUAUAAUCUCUCAGUCAUUGUUAUCCAGAAUGGCUAAAAUAAGAGAGAGUUCUGAGUUGAACCUUGAUGUGGGAACAAGUUCAAACUUGGGUCAGUCUGAGCUUUGACCACCAGCCUCAAAGCUGCUCAGAAAGGGAAAAAUUAUGCCAGGAAGGUACCUCUAAUCACCCUUUGAUCACCAAAGAAAUAGUGUGGUGGAUGAAGGACAAAACCAAAACAAACCAACCAACAAACUACUAAAACCAGGGGGUAGAGCGUGAAGGAGAUGUCUCAUUUUGUGGACCGAACUAUCAGCUUCCUGAGGAAUCUCUACCAAAAUGGACUAAGAGAGUAACUAAUCUGGGGUCUAUGUCUUUGGUUUUGAAUGUUUCAGAGUGGAAGAGCCUUUCUGGGUUGCAGCUGGAUCCACAUCCCACUAAAGAACGAUCACAGAUGGUUAUACGUGAUCCAGACACACAGAACGUUAUUCCUGAGCGAUUCCUGCUGAGCUGGAUAAAGCCACUUAAGGGUGUGCUCACCUGAGAAGGAGGACUGCCCAUGUCCUCCUAUAAUUGCCAAGUGGAGCACUUCAGAUGAAGGAACUGAUACACUUUGCAGGCAAUGAUAGGCUUCCCAAUGCCUUUGGACUCCUGUGAUUCCAGAUCUCAAGUCUGUGGUUUGCUCUGAAGCCUCAAUAUCAGAUGGGUCUAGGAAAGAUGACUGUCGGAGUUGCCAAGCAGAUUCUGAAACUUACUUAGAAGAGUGAAGAUGUAUGGCUUCAUCGAGGAAAUGCUGAAAAGAGGAUUAACGAGAGGGCCCUUGCUCUGUUGCAGUGGUAGGAGAUUAUAAUGUGGCACACGAGAAGGAAGAAGCCCACAUUUUGAAGAAAAAGGAUGGUGUCCGAAGGGCAGUGGGAGGUACAUGCUUCCAGUUAUGGAAUGAAUAAGUCACGAGGAUGAAAGGGAAAGCAGAGGGAAUACAGUCAGUGAUACUAUAAUAGCUCUGUAUGGACAGAUGUUAGCUGCACUUAGAGUGAGCACAGCAUAACACACAAACUUGUUGAAUCAGCAGUCUGAACACCUGAAAUUAAUGCAACGUCAUGUGUCAAUGUGUCAAUGUGUCACAUUAAGAAAGUCAAUGUGUCAACUCUACUUCAAUUCAACUCUACUUUCAAAGAAAAGAAAAAAGAAAAGAAAAAAAAGAAAAGAAAAAGAAUAGAGUCUAGAAGCCAACUAGCAUCAGAAGGCAUACAAAAUUCUGCUAGGAAAAAAGUUACUGAAAAGCUUUUCCUCAAUUAUCUUCUCUGUUUACAAAAUGCUGGUGAUGUUAUUACAUGGGAUAAUUUUGUAUCUUCUGCAUAAGACAGCAGAUAUGCAGAAACGCUCAGGAGUUUUUUUUUUUUGUUUUUUUUUUUGAGCCUCAGGCCUUAAUGAGUUUGAUCUGCCUUUGUUUUGCUUGCUGAACAAUUCCUGAACUCAUAAUUAACAAAAGCGCACACAGGAUUGAAUAAACGUUGAGAAGUGGGAAGUAGGUGAGGAAGAUUCAUGGGAUGAUUGUAGACGAUGUGACACAGAUGAAUCUGGUCCGUUUAAGAACGUGUACACGCACAACAUAUUGUUUCCCCUUCAGUUACAUAUUCAGAAAGCAAUCACAGCGCAGAAGCAAGGAGCAGACUUACCUAGGGCAAGCAGAGAGAGAGUGGCCCUUUCUCAUGUGUCUUCUUCAGCCCAAACCAAACUCCAGGAAUUACAAGUUUUACAAUUGCCUUGUCUUCGACUUACAUGAAAUGCUCAAAGGAGAUAGAGUGACAACUCUUAUCUGUUACAAAUAUGUCUUGAAAAAUAUGGAAAACUGGACAUACCCAAAGCCAGCAGUUGCUUAUAGAGAAAGUGGUUUGUUUGCUGGGAUUUGUUACAGAAAGAACAAGCCCGUAGAUCUUGGUGACUCUACACAAUGUUGCUCAAAAGAUACUCCUGCUUUGCACUCCAAGAGUGAUGCACAGUUAGCUUGGAUGGGAUGUAACUGAAAUGCAGAUAAAUGCAGACAGAGUUCAUGGUUUUACCCUGAAAAAAAUUACAUGGCUUCAUUGCCAUAUUUCUAUACCUAGGUUUUAAGAACUCAAGGGGAGGGUUUUGAGUAAUUUUCUGAACUGGUUUUGUAUUUAUACUAUCAGUUUUUGAAAAAAAAUCUUUUCUUUUCUUUUUUUUUUUUUUUUAACCUCUCUCUGCCCUGCUUUUCUCUGAACUGUCUCUUUACUUAUGUUGUUUUAAAAAGACUGUCCCGGGGCCAACUCUCCCAUUAGGACUGUGUAUGCAAAAGCUAAUUGAGAAAGACUAGAUUCUCUUUGGUUUGAUAGCUCCUAAUGUUUUGGUAAGUCCAGCCAGCCAUCUGCAGCUACAAACUCCCUGCUGAGUUGCUGGCCGAGAUACAAAGAAAGGAAAAACAGCGAAGAAACCACCCUGUGAUGUGAGCCCGGAGUUUUCUGGCAGCCUGGCUGAAUGAGGACCAUAAUCCUUUUCGGAAAUAAUUCUAAAACGGAACUAUUCGCAAUAAACAUGAAAUUAAAAGCAUGAUGUAGUAGUGAUCCAAAAGGAAUGUGAAUUCUUCUCCAGGACAUGCAGAGACCUGUGGACGAACUAUUUCUAGAUUCUUGCUCCAGCUUUCCUGAGAGUCAGAAUGAUCAAGAGGCACUUAAGUGUGGGUCAGCAAACAUGGGCUCUCCUCUGCAAGAAUUUUCUGAAGAAAUGGAGGAGGAAGAGAGAGACCUUGUUGGAAUGGUUUUUCUCAUUUCUUCUAGUAUUGUUUGCAUACCGACUUUCCUCCAAUUUACAUCAAGUUAAUGACUUUCCUCAAUUGCCUGCAAUGAAUCUGGGACGUGUAGAUAACUUUAAUGACUCUAAUUAUGUGAUUGCAUUUGCCCCUGAAUCCAAAACAACCCAGGAGAUCAUGGAAAAAGUGGCUUCAGCCCCAUUCAUGAAAGGAAGAAGAAUCAUGGGGUGGCCAGAUGAGAAAAGCAUGGAUGAUUUGGAUUUAAACUACUCUAUAGAUGCAGUAAAAGUCAUCUUUAAUAAUACAUUCUCAUAUCAUCUGAAGUUUGUCUGGAGUGGGAGAAUCCCCAAGAUGAAGGAACACAGAGACCAUUCAGCUCAUUGUCAAGUAAUGGAUGAAAAAAUCACAUGUGAAGGUUCCAUGUUCUGGAAGAAAGGUUUUAUAGCUUUUCAAGCUGCCAUUAAUGCUGCUAUUAUAGAAAUCACAACAAAUCAUUCAGUGAUGGAAGAGCUGAUGUCAAUCACUGGUAUAAACAUGAAGAUAUUACCUUUUGUUGCCCAAGCAGGAGUUGCAACUGAUUUUUUCAUAUUCUUCUGCAUUAUUUCUUUUUCUACAUUCAUUUACUAUGUAUCAGUCAAUGUUACACAAGAAAGACAAUACAUUAAGUCAUUGAUGAUGAUGAUGGGCCUUCGAGAGUCAUCCUUCUGGCUCUCCUGGGGUUUGAUGUAUGCUGGCUUCAUCUUUAUUGUGGCUACUUUGAUGGCUCUUAUUACAAAAUCUGCCCAAGUUGUGGUCCUAACUGGCUUCAUGGCGGUCUUCACCCUCUUUCUCCUCUAUGGCCUGUCUUUGAUAACUUUAGCUUUCCUGAUGAGCGUGUUGAUAAAGAAACCUUUCCUUACUGGGUUGGUUGUCUUUCUCCUUACUGUCUUUUGGGGGAGUCUGGGAUUCACUGCAUUGUACAGACAUCUUCCUGCAUUUUUGGAAUGGAUCUUAUGUCUUCUUAGCCCUUUUGCUUUCACUGCUGGAAUGGCCCAGCUUAUACAUUUGGACUAUGAUGUGAAUUCUAACAUCCAUUUGGAUUCUUCCGACAACCCAUACCUAAUAAUAGCUACUCUUUUCAUGUUGGUUUUUGAUGGUCUUCUGUAUUUGGCUUUGACAUUAUAUUUUGACAAAAUUUUGCCCACUGAAUAUGGACAUCGACAUUCUCCUUGGUUUUUCCUGAAUUCCUCUUUUUGGUUUCAACACCAAAGAGCUGAUCAUGUGGCCCUUGAGAAUGAAAUAGAUUCAAAUUCUUCAUCCAAUGACUCUUUUGAACCAGUGUCUCCAGAAUUCCAUGGGAAAGAAGCCAUCAGAAUAAGAAAUCUUAAGAAAGAAUAUAGAAAAGGAAAACAUGAAAAAGUAGAAGCCUUGAAAGGCUUGGUAUUUGACAUAUACGAAGGCCAGAUCACUGCCCUCCUUGGUCACAGUGGAGCUGGAAAAACCACCCUGUUGAACAUGCUCAGUGGACUGUCCCUCCCAACGUCAGGUUCGGUCACCAUCUAUAACCACACCCUUUCAGAAAUGGCUGACUUGGAAGGCAUCAGCAAGCUCACUGGAGUCUGUCCACAAUCCAACGUGCAGUUUGGCUUCCUCACUGUGAAAGAAAAUCUGAGGCUUUUCGCUAAAAUAAAAGGGAUUCAGCCACGUGAAGUGGAACAAGAGAUACAACAAGUUUUAAGGGACUUGGAGAUGGAAAAUAUUCAAGAUAUUCUUGCUCAAAAUUUAAGCGGUGGACAAAAAAGGAAACUAACUUUUGGGAUUGCCAUUUUAGGAGAUCCUCAGGUUUUGUUGUUGGAUGAACCAACUGCUGGGUCAGAUCCUCUUUCAAGGCACCAUGUAUGGAACCUCCUAAAAGAGAGGAAAUCCAAUAGAGUCAUUCUCUUCAGUACUCAGUUCAUGGAUGAAGCUGACAUCCUGGCUGACAGGAAGGUGUUUAUAUCCAAUGGGAGACUGAAGUGUGCAGGCUCUUCUCUAUUCCUGAAGAAGAAAUGGGGCAUUGGCUACCAUUUAAGUUUGCAUCUGAAUGAAAUGUGUGAUCCAGACAGUAUAACAUCACUUGUUAAACAACAUGUCCCUGAUGCCAAAUUAAGGGCACAGAGUGAAGAAAAGCUUAUAUAUAUUUUGCCUUUGGAGAGGACAAACAAAUUUCCAGAUCUUUACAGGGACCUUGAUAGAUGCUCUAACCAAGGCAUUGAGAAUUAUGGCGUUUCCAUGACAACUUUGAAUGAAGUGUUCUUGAAAUUAGAAGGAAAAUCAGCUAUUGAUGAAUCAGAUGAUGAAAUUUGGGGAGAGUUACAAAGUAAUAGGACAAAAGACACAGGAAGCCUUGUUGAGCUGGAACAAGUUUUGUCUUCCUUUAAGGAAACAAAGAAAUCCAUCCGGGGCAUGGCUCUCUGGAGACAACAGCUCUCUGCAGUAGCAAAAGUUCGCUUCCUCAAGUUAAAGAAUGAAAAAAAAACCUUGUUGACCAUAUUAUUACUUCUUGGCAUCAGCUUUUGCCCUCAGCUUUUAGAGCAUCUAUUCUAUGAGUUAUAUCAAAAAAGUUAUUCUUGGGGACUGACUCCUGAUAUGUACUUCCUCUCACCGGGACAACCGCCUCAAGCUCCUCUGACCCACUUACUGGUCAUCAAUAAAACAGGGUCAAGUAUUGAUAACUUUAUACAUUCUCUGAGGCAACAGAACAUAGCUUUGGAAGUGGAUGCCUUUGGAACCAGAAGUGGCCCAAAUGAGCCAUCGUACAACGGUGCUAUCACCGUGUCAGGUGAUGGCGAGGAUUACAGAUUCUCAAUAGCAUGUAAUACCAAAAGGCUGAAUUGCUUUCCUGUUGUCAUGGAUAUCAUCAGCAACGGGCUACUGGGAAUUUUUAAUUCUUCAGAACGCAUUCAGACUGAUAGAAGCACAUAUUUCGAAGAGCACGUGUCUUAUGAGCAUGGGUACCUGAGUAACUCCUUCUUCUGGAUCCCGGUGGCAGCCUGUUUCACUCCAUACAUUGCAAUGAGCAGCAUUGGUGACUAUAAAAGAAAAGCUUACUCCCAGCUAUGGAUUUCAGGCCUCUACCCUUCUGCUUACUGGUUUGGCCAGGCGCUGGUGGAUAUUCCCCUCUACUUCUUGAUCCUACUUCUGAUGCAAAUAAUGGAUUACGUUUUUAGCCCAGAUGAGAUUAUAUAUAUAAUUCAAAACCUGUUAGUUCAGAUCUUGUGUAGUAUUGGAUAUGCCUCAUCUCUGGUUUUCUUGACAUACGUGAUUUCAUUCAUUUUUCGCAAUAGGAGAAAAAAUAGUGGUAUUUGGUCAUUUUUCUUCUUCAUUAUCACCAUCUUCACAAUAGUUGCUACAGAUAUAAAUGAAUAUGAAUUUCUAGGGUUAUUUCUCUGCACUAUAUUAAUACCACCUUUCUCACUGAUUGGUUCGCUGUUCAUUUUCUCUGAGAUUUCUCCUGACUCCGUGGAUUACUUAGGGGCUUCAGAACAUCAAAUCGUGUUCCUGGCAUUGCUAAUACCUUACCUUCAUUUUUGCAUUUUUGUUUUUGUUCUCUGGUGUCUGGAAGUGAACUUUAGAAAGAAAUCAAUGAGAAAAGAUCCCGUGUUCAGAAUUUCCCCAAGAAGCAGUGGCAUUUUCCCAAACCCAGAAGAACCCGAAGGAGAGGAUGAAGAUGUUCAGAUAGAAAGAAGGAGAACCACAAAUGCUAGGACCAUCGCAGACUUUGAGAAACCCGUCAUCAUUGCUAGCUGUCUGCGGAAGGAAUAUACAGGCAAGAAGAAAGACUGCUUCACUAAGAGGAAGAAAAAAGUGGCCAUAAGAAAUGUCUCUUUCUGUGUUAAAAAAGGUGAAGUUAUAGGACUCUUAGGACACAGUGGAGCUGGCAAAAGUACAACUAUUAAGAUGAUAACUGGGGAUACAAAUCCAACCGCAGGACAGGUGAUUUUGAAAGGGAGCAGUGAAGGGGAUUCCCUCGGGUUCCUGGGAUACUGUCCUCAGGAGAACGUGCUCUGGCCCAACCUGUCAGUGAGGGAACAUCUGGAGGUCUUCGCCGCCAUCAAAGGGUUGGAGAAAGGGGACGCCACAGUCAGCAUCAUACGGUUGGCGGAUGCACUCAAGCUGCAGGACCAGCUGAAGCAGCCUGUGAAGGCUUUAUCCGAGGGAAUAAAGAGGAAGCUCUGCUUCGCACUGAGCAUCCUGGGAAACCCAUCGGUGGUGCUUCUGGAUGAGCCCUCCACCGGCAUGGACCCCGAGGGGCAGCUGCAAAUGUGGCAGGCAAUCCGGGCCACCUUUAGGAACAUGGAGAGGGGUGCCCUCUUGACCACCCACUGCAUGGCAGAGGCUGAGGCCGUGUGUGACCGCGUGGCCAUCAUGGUGUCUGGAAGGCUGAGGUGUAUUGGUUCCAUACAACACCUGAAAAGCAAAUUUGGGAAAAAUUAUCUGCUCGAGUUGAAGGUGAAGAACCCCGCCCAGGUGGAGCCCCUCCACUGUGAAAUUCUGAGACUUUUCCCCCAGGCUGCUCGGCAGGAAAGGUACUCCUCCCUGAUGGUCUAUAAGUUGCCUGUCAAGGACGUGUGUCCUUUAUCGCAAGCUUUCUUCAAAUUAGAGAUAGUUAAGCAGAGCUUCGACCUGGAGGAGUACAGCCUCUCCCAGUCCACCCUGGAGCAGGUUUUCCUGGAGCUCUCCAAGGAGCAGGAGCUGGAUGACUUUGAUGAAGAACUUGACUCUUCGGUGAAGUGGAAACUCCUCCCACAGGAAGACCCUUGAAGUCCCAAUUACCCUAUUUUUAAAAAAAUCUUAGGCCUCUUUUUAAAUAUAAUAUUUUAUAUCAUUAAUAUAUCUGAUCUCAAAUAGGAUACAAAAUGCUUUUGGAAUUCAUGUCACCAUUUUUCUCAAUAACAUGACGUCUAUCAGGACUAAGGAGAAAAAUCAGUGAGAACAGUCUUGAAACGGACCAUGGGGGCCUCUGUGCCAACAACUAAACCCCACAUGUCAGAGGGAAGUAAAUUAAAAAUGCAUUUGUUACAAAAUGUUUGGGUUUCUCAAGAUGAUACAGAGAUUUGCUUUAUUUUUAUUUGAUAUUUGAACAUCAAAAUAUUGAAUAUUUUCUUAUCCUUUUGAAUGAAGUAAGGACAAAGUAAGACCUAAUCUUGAUGUAGGGGGCAGAGAGCCAGUGAUUACAGAAUAACAUGGUAUUUGCUCUUUUGUUUUUUAGUUUUUAUUUAAAUUCCAAUUAGUUAACAUACAGUGUAAUAUUAACUUCAGCUGUACAAUACGGUGACACAGCGCUUUCGAACAACAUGCGCCGCUCAUCCCCACAAGUAUUUGCUUUCUGUAAUUCAGAGUUUGUUUUGUUCUUUUUUUCAGCUUAUUCAUAAUACAUGGAUUUUCCUUUUCUGUCAUUUUUCACAUUUUAUAUUGUAUAGUCUAUGUUCUGUCUGUUGUGACUAUCAAGGAAUUUGAAAACCUGUUAAAAUAAGUAAUUUCAGUAAGAAUUUGAAUAAUCAAGUUGAUGGAAGUUUAAAAAUGACGUAUCUCACAAUUUUGAAACAUACUUAUGAUUUGAUAGGUUUUCUUAUGAUGUAAGGGUAUAUAGCAGAUCUUAAUUUCUCAUGUUUAUGUGUCUUAUGACUUCUUUAAAAUCUGUGCAAUAUACUUGUAUAUUCUUAUUUAGGUAAGUUUUUUUGUUGUUGUUCUUGCUACUGUUGUUGUUGUUAGCUCUUAUGGACUGAAUUGAGUUCUCCCAAAAUUCAUAGGUUAAAGCCCCAAAGUCCAGUGUGGUUGUAUUUGGAGAUAGGGCCUUUAAUGAGUCAGAAGUUCAGUGAGGUCAGAAGAUUAGGGCCUUAAUCCAAUAGCACUGGUAUCUUUAUAAAAAGGGAACGAGAUCCCCUAUCUCUGUGCACUCACAGGGUAAAGAUCCCAUGAGAACACAGCGAGCUGGCUACCCACAAGCCAGGAAGAGAGACAUCACCAGAAACCAAGUUUUCUGACACCUGGCCUGGGAGUCACUAUUGGGAGAUGAGUUGUCUGCAGAGCUCCAGGACCAUGCAGGACCGAGUCAUGAAACACAGAGCUAUGCAGAGUGCAACACAAAACCAAAAAAAUGAAACCCCUACAACACACUGUGGUUUUGAGCUGCUGAGGUUACGGAAACAGUGGGGUUGUUUGUUACAACAGACAGUCAAUGUUACAUUAACUAACUCAGAUCAUGCCAGGAAAUGGGUGGGGACAAAACCCUGGAGUAUUUCUUGAUGGAAUUGCCAAUGAUUAUUCUAAGCAGCCUGUUCCCAGUCCUUGCCUGAAUCUACUCUAAAAGCAUGACCCUUCCUUCACUUUCAACCCAUUUCUGCCACACCAUCCUCAAAGUAUAGGCAAACAACAGUAACUUCCAACCCAAGACGGGAUGCCUCUGGGUGAGUCUACCCUUCUUUGUAUUGUGAAAAUCCAAGAAGGGAUGACCUGAGAUAUACAAAGUUAUACUGAGUGAAUGUUUGGAGUAUUUGAAGUCGAAAGUAAGAAUAAGUUAUUCCAAUGGAUUAUUAAAUGAAAACAUCACAGCUAUUAUGAAUAAGUAAUUUUAAUGAGUGGAUUUAUUUUUUUCAUCCUAGCUGUGCUUUUCUCAACAACGGCACUGUUAAUGUUUUGUGCCAGAUAAUUCUUUGUUGGGGGAGGGAGAAAGGAGAGGCUAUCCUGUGUAUUGUAGAAUAUUCAAUGGCAAUUCUGAUCUGUACCCAGUAGCAAUCGCCACCUGAGUGUGACAAUCAAAACGUCUCCAGAUAUUGUCUAAAUCAAAUUAUACGUCCUUAAAUCGACUGCUUGGUAAUUUUAUGAUCUUGGAGCAAAGUAAAAAAUGAAUUAAAGACAGUGGGUCUUGUUCCUUUGGAGGUAUUGGCAUGUUGCGUUAAAUACUCUGGACUAAACUAUAAAAAGUGUUCAUUUUGAAGAAAUCUGAAAACUUGCAAUAAAAAUGGCCAAUAAUACAUUUUAAAA
Mustela lutreola (European mink) is the source of this 11596-nucleotide messenger RNA. RefSeq names its product ATP binding cassette subfamily A member 9 (gene ABCA9). Gene Ontology annotation, biological process: lipid transport; transmembrane transport. Gene Ontology annotation, molecular function: ABC-type transporter activity; ATP binding; lipid carrier activity. The transcript has 41 exons. Gene Ontology annotation, cellular component: intracellular membrane-bounded organelle; membrane. The coding region runs from base 4499 to 9373 and encodes 1624 amino acids. The record is from RefSeq and is a predicted model, not a curated record. NCBI's taxonomy places the organism in Eukaryota, Metazoa, Chordata, Mammalia, Carnivora, Mustelidae.